UGUAAACAAACAUUACAAACACUAUGUUUUAGGGCAAUGAUUUAAGAAAAGGAAUAAAAUCUUCGGUCAAUAAUUUAGAUAAAUUAUCAGUAUAAUGGCGAGCAAGUCCGCCAUUGCUAUAGCUGAGCUCAGGGCUCAAGCUGUAGCUAAAGAGAUGGAGCGGAAACAAAACCUCAUGAGGCUGAAAUGGUUCGAACAAAAUUACGAAAAGGUGUUCAAGAAUCCAGCUCUACCGAAAGAAAAGAUCCCGAAGAAAGCUGCAGUGUUGUAUGAGGAGUUGAGAAAAAUGAGGAAGGAGCGUUUUAAGGCCGAGAGAGAGGCCAAGACGAAGCCGUGUGCAACUAUCGACGAAAAGGACAUCGACAUUGAAGCAAUCAUGCAUCCAAUGUACCCAGUGCCUCAGGAGAUUAAGGAAACGUUAUACAACGGUAUAAGUCACUAUCAGGAAGGGCGUUACAAGUAUUUAAAACUGAGGAAUAAGUCUGACCCUCACGAAAAAUUCAGACACAAGGAAACCUACGGAUUCGAGUAUGGUUGGAGGAUCCGGGAGACGGCACAGCCUCCCAAGAAGGACUUCUGCCGAAGGACCACAUGGUACCGUAGGAUGAACGGUGCCAUGAACGUGGGCGAUCCUGCACGAAGACCUCCUAAUCCUUCAGGCCAAGUUAUUUCGUUCCCUUUCUUGUAAUAAAAUAUAAUGAGUGGUUCAAGAAUAACAAA
Molecule: messenger RNA, 720 nt
Organism: Homalodisca vitripennis (glassy-winged sharpshooter)
Lineage: Eukaryota; Metazoa; Arthropoda; Insecta; Hemiptera; Cicadellidae
Product: protein ATP6V1FNB-like
Exons: 2
Coding region: 95-688 (197 amino acids)
Source: RefSeq, a predicted model, not a curated record